GAAGUUUAUUUUUAUUUUUUUCGAAGUCUAAACCUUCUAAACAGCCGUCUCAGUGCAACACAAAUAAUAAAAAACCUAAACAAACGAAAAUAUUACCAACAACGAAGCCUGCUCGAGCGCUCAAUUCUUGUUCACUCCGUCUAGAUUUGAACAAGAUCUGAGAAGCCAAAUUAAAUAUUAUGGAGUCACUUUGUCGAACGUGCACAGCCCAAAUUAGGGACCAGAAAUGCUCAAUAUCAGUUUUUAGCUACACACAAGAAGGGGAUACAAUAGCAAAUCUGUUGCUUCAAUAUUGUCUGUUGAAGAUUUCAGAACAAGACUCGCUACCAAAAGAGUUAUGUAAAAUCUGCGUGGAAAACCUGUUGACUGUAGUGAGUUUCCGAAGGAAGUGCGUGGAAUCCGAACAAACUUUACGCCAGAUGUUUGAAGAAGAACAAAAUCUACCAAAUUUAAUUGGCUUGGAAUCGAUCGUCAAGCCGAAGAAACUUGAAUACGUAUAUAAUGCGGAUGAUUGCGAGUUACAGAAGAAAGAAGAAAUAAUAGAAUCGGUUGGCUUUGAAACAGAAACUACGCAUUCGUUACUGAUAGCAGAUGAUCUGGAAUAUGAAACGCAACAUUGUAACAAUUACAAUACUAUAGAAAUGAUGAGUUUCCGAUGCUGUAUUUGUGCUACAAUUUUUCACAACGAGGAACAACACAGAGAACAUGUUUUCUUGUCUCAUAAUAUUACCUUUUCAGAAACCCUAUCCGAUAUUGAUUGUACAUAUGUUUGCUGUAUAUGCAAGCAUGUAUUUGCCACUCUAGACGAAUUAAGAAAUCAUCAGGGAAAAAAUUUCAUAGAAUUAUUUCAGUGCAGUAUUUGCAAUGAUAUUUUCGAUACCGUUGAAGGGGUAUCUAAGCACUUAGAAAAACCACAUUCGGCAACACCAGCAAAGGUUCUUAACGCUUUUCCAAAAUCUUUUGGGAAACAAAGCAACGGAACGUUGAAAGACAGAAAAACGAGUGAGCGGUACUGCUGUGUAACCCACUGCCAUGACUGCUUCCCUAGUGAGGAAGAACUGAUAUUCCAUGCACAGCAAAAACAUGCACUUAAACUAAAAUAUAAUAAGGAGAAAAGCUCUUCUAGCAAGCCAUAUCUAUGCCAAGUCUGCUUCCGAACAUUUGGCACAUUGAAAAACCUAAAAGUACAUCAGUUUGUUCGUGCUAAUAACAAACAAAACCGGCACUUUGCUUGUGCACAAUGUACCUUCCGAGCUGCAAGCAGAAACCUGCUUGCAAUUCACGUACGCUCUAAACACAGCGGAGAAAGACCAUUCGAGUGCAGUUAUUGUAAAAAACGAUUUCUUAGCGAACUGCAUCUUAAGAACCAUUUAAUCUGCCAUUCAUCAGAAAGACCAUUUCCUUGUUCGCUUUGUGAAAAAGUCUUUAGCCGUAAACGUAACAUGGAAGAACACAUCCGCUCAUGUCACUCCGAGGAUAAACCGUUUCAUUGUAGCCUAUGCCCAGCCCAGUUUAAAGUACCUCAGCAUUUGCGCAUACAUGCACGAAUUCAUUCCGGAGAAAAGCCAUACAAAUGUUCAUUUUGUGAUAACAGCUAUUAUCACAUUUCGGACCGCAAACGUCAUGAAAUGGUGCACACAGGAGAAAAACCAUAUCACUGUAGUACAUGUGGGGCAGCUUUUACAAGAAAACGAACGCUUAUGAGCCACAAACGCACUCACACCGGCGAACGACCGUUCUGCUGUGCAAUUUGCGGAAAAGGAUUCUGUCAAAAUGCUACUUUGAAAAAGCACGUGGAGCGUCACAGAAGUAACACCGCUAACGACCUUGAGAAAACGGUUUUUUGCGUAGAAGUAUUCGAUGACCAAGGUAAAAAUACUGAAUUUGACAAUAUAACAAAUUUUGGGUAA
Sabethes cyaneus is the source of this 1910-nucleotide messenger RNA. RefSeq names its product zinc finger protein 260-like. The record is from RefSeq and is a predicted model, not a curated record. Gene Ontology annotation, cellular component: nucleus. The transcript is spliced from 2 exons. Gene Ontology annotation, molecular function: zinc ion binding; DNA-binding transcription factor activity, RNA polymerase II-specific; RNA polymerase II transcription regulatory region sequence-specific DNA binding. NCBI's taxonomy places the organism in Eukaryota, Metazoa, Arthropoda, Insecta, Diptera, Culicidae. Gene Ontology annotation, biological process: regulation of transcription by RNA polymerase II. Bases 180 to 1910 code for a protein of 576 amino acids.